UGUGUGCGUGCGUGCGUGGCGUGCGUGCGUAUGCGUGCGUGUGGCAGUUCUCAAUAUAUAUAAUUUAGAGAGAGAGAGAUAGAAGCUGCUAUAGAUCUGGCAAUUCUUGGAGAUAGCCUUGCCUACGUCUGUGUCUUGCAACUCUUGGGGAUAGAUAAGAGAUAGAUUUGCCUAUAUCUGUGUCUGGCAAUUCUCUAACACGGAUCCGGAACGGUACGUCGGAGUGUCGUUUCGUAUCGCGGACCGUCGUGCAUUGUGCGCCGUCGCCGUCGCCUGCGCGCUGUAGCAGGCGAUUAGUGCCAAAGCACCGGGGCGAUAUAUAACGCUGCGAGAUAGAGCCAACGCCUUGCGUCCACGCCCGCUCCCAUGCCGCCAAAGAGAGAGGAUGGCAGGAAGGAAGAUUUACUGUAGGCAGUGACACGGACGCCCCCUGGCGGCACUCUAUCACCCCAACGACGUCUCGUUGGACAGAAGACAGACCCAUCUCUCUCCCCUGCCGCAGCAUGAACUGAGCGGCCCCCCCUGGUGAGCGCAGCAGGAGCGAUACCGGGAUGCUUGCCGCGGAGAGAGAGACGGCACCGGUGACGACGGCUGCGGCGGACGGCGGCGCCCCCUGCGGGGACGUCGCGGAAAUUCCGAGCGCGGACGACUACGACGUCGGCGCGGCGAAGGAGCGAGCCGCGAUCCUGUGGCUGCUGGGGAAGGCUUACGACGGGAAGAUUCCCGGGGAGCUGGGCGCGACGCCGCACUACCGCGACGACGGCGGGCAGCGCCACCUACGGCCGGCCGUCGUAAACGCGCUGGCGACGGGAGACGCGUACGCGCGCGCCGCCGCCGCCGUGUUCGGGAACCCGGAGUUUGAGAACCAGCGCUUCUCCUUUCUGCUGCAGUUCCUGUCGCGGCGCGGCGAGCGCGUGUGUGUUGCCGACGGCGACAACGGCGGCGGCGGAGGAGGGGAGGUGACGGAGGCUCAGCUUGUGCAGACGUCUCCACUGCGCGUCGCCGCUCACGUCGCCACCGUCGACGCCCUCAUCGCCGUGCACGCGCGCGAGGUCGCGACCCCUACCCGCGUCGCACACGCCGUCGCGCACCUCGGUGGCGCCCCCUGCGGUGACAGCGACGGCGGGGAGGCGGGGCUCGCGGCGUGGGUGAACGCGGCGUGGGGGGCGUUUGCGACGCGGCGGGCUGUGGCCGGGCGGCCCGUGGCGGCCCUCCCCACCGCGCGGUCCCCGCUCGCGCCCGCCCUUGCUGACGGUCGCCGCCUCGCCGCUCUCCUCUCCGUCUACUGUCCCGACGACGUCUCCCCCGACGACGUCGUCACCACGACGACGAGCAUCGCCGACUCGCUGCGCAACGUGGAGAUCGCGAGGCGGUUCUGCGCGCGCUGGCUGCCCGCCGGCGCCCCCUGGCUGCGGGCGGAGGAUGUGGUUUACGCGGCGCCGGCGCUGCGGCGGAACGCGCUCGCAAUGGUCGCCGAGAUAUUCGACGCGACGGUCGUGCGUCCGCGCGAGGCCGGCCGGGGAGCGGACGGUGGUCACCUGCCCCAGGAUCCCGGCAGCCAGCAGAACGGGUUGUCGGCAGCCCCGGUUGCCCACGACGACUGGGAGGAUGAGGAGCGCGGGCCGGCCACCGGUCGCUCUCUUGUUGGUCAGAGCUUCAACGCUUCCCACAGCGCGGCGGCGCCACGGUCGGCGGCGGAGGCGCGCGCCGCCGGCAUCCCCGAAAGCCAUGGUGUCCGGGACCGUGACAAGCGACGAUUGGCUCGACAGAAUUUAAAAGAUGAAUAUCUGUCCAAUGAAGAAAUCGAGCACAAUCAUCAUCAUGAGAAGGAUUGGUACCACACCGACGACGUUCAGCAGGGAAGAGGCUGUAUGAUCCUUCUAAUGUCAUCAGUGCCCAUUUGCAUGGUACUGUCAGAAGGAAACGACAAGGGAGAACCAUUCCACCAGCAGGAUGCAUUGCUGCAGCAUUCGACCGCGGGUUGCCAGGCCCGGCUGAGACUGGUCCACCCGUCUGCAGACCCACCCAACAUGCUUCCAAGCCUGCUGAUUGGCUGGACUCUUACAAAGAUAGACCAAAUCCAUGGUCCAGUGAUCAAGGGGAAGGCUACGGACAGCAAGGAUGUUAGCACGACAAUAAAGGAGGAGAAGGAGACGGAGGCGACCUCGCCCCUCGACAGGAGCGCCACCUUCCGCGUCAGCAGGGAGAAGCUGAACGAGGGAGGAACGACGAAGGAGAAGGAGGAGAAGGAGGAACCCGCGGCCACAAAGUCUUCCCACAAACUCGCAGACAUUAACUCUGCUACCUUCAGGGUGGAGAAAACCAAGACACGCCUGGCGCUCGAGGAGACGAAACCCAAGCCUGCUCCUCCGUCUUCUCCUCCCCCUGCCUCCACCAAGCCACCCUCCUCCGCCGCCGCCACCUCCUCCGUCAUCGCUCCGGGGGAGGAGAACAAGAGGAAGCAGGCGAUGACGCGGCGCGAGAUAGAGGAGAAGCUUGACGUCCUCCGUCAGAAGUGGCUGAGCGAGUCGCUCGGCUCCGACACAGCGGCGAGUGACGACAACGACGCGGUUGCCGUGGCGAAGAUGGACGAGGAGCAGCUUCACGCGUCCGUGCGUCGCUACGAGUCGCAGAUGCACGAGCUGCAGGCGGAGAUCGCGAGGCUGACCGUCGCCGAGGAGCAGGCUGCCGCCAUGACAGACUCGCAGACGAGUGUUGGAUCGUCGCACUCCCUCCCCGACGCCGCCGCGCCGGCCCCGCCGCCGCCCGUCAUGUACCACCACAGCGGGAUGCAGCAGUAUCCGCCGGUGAUGCACCACGCCCCGCCGCCGCCGCCGCCGCAGCCGCCGCACGUGUCGCCGUACCAGCAGUACACCUACUCACCGCAGUACGGCACCCUGCCCCCGCCGCCGCCGCACCACCCCCAGCAGCAGCAGCAGCAGCAGACCUACCCGGGCAUGCCUCCCUACCCUGGUUACCACGACCAGUACCAACCCUACUACCCGCCCGCGCCGGGUGGUUACGUAUACCGAGGCGGCAGCGGGUACCCCCCUCAGCCUCCUCCACAUCCUCAUCCUCAGCAGCAGCAUCCCGCGCAUCGCUACGGUUACCAGCCGUACCCGGCGACGUACGGAUCCCAGGAGCAUCUGCAGCACCUCAGCCUCUCGCAGGAGAAUCUACGCGGCUCACCCGACCGCUACUACCGCGGCGGCGGCGGCGGGGAGUGGGGUGGAGAGCAGCAGCAGCAGCAGCAGCAGCAGCAGCAGCAGCUUCUGCGAGCGCACAGCGACCAGGACAUGGAGCGCAGCCCCCGCGUCGACCCCCCGGCACCCCACCAGGAGGCGCCUCCAUCGCCGCUGCGCGAGCGGAACGUCGAGGAGGAGAUGACGGCGUCGCCGGAGCUUCCGCAGCCUCCUGUUGCCGCGGCGAUGCCCACGUCCCCGCUAUACACGUCGGCGUCGGAGCCGAUCGUCUCGUACUCGGACCGCCAGGUGGCGCCAGAGUCUCCGCCGCUGCCGACACUGGCGCCCUCACCGUCGUUCAAGGAGAACAUCAACGCCGGGUUCGUGAUCUCGUUCGACGACGACACUCCGCGCAAGAAGAAGCCUCCGCUCAGCCGAGUGAAGAAGAAGCCCACGUCGGGGAAGAAGAACGGAGGAGGAGGAGUGGAGGGGUCGGAGACGUCGUCCGGCACGGCGACCCCCGACCUCGUUGCCGCGGAGACGCAGGGCGACAUCGACGCUCCGCCGCCGCCUCCUCAGUUUAUCUCCCCGAUGACUGUCGCCAAGACGGAGACGACUCGCCCGUCGCCCGGCAGCGGUGGCACCCCUGCGCGGCACUCUCACCCGCCACACAAGCACGCCUCGUCGCCUCGCUCCCCCGACGCUGCCACCGAGGGGUCGCGCAUCGAGGUCGCAUCGCCCGGAGUCGCGUUCGUGCUCGGAGAGGAGGGCGAGGAGGGGGAGGUCGGCGGAGAAGGAGGAGGGGGGAAGGUUAGCGACGAGGAGAUGAUGAAGAGGAAGCAGCGCAUCAUGCUGAGCGCGCUGAAGAGGAAAGAGAAGCAGGAGCAGCGGCGGACGAAGAUCGAGCAGGAGAACGCGCGGCGGAGGGAGAAGCUGAGGGAGAAGCAAGAGGAAACCGACCGCAAGAAGGAGGAGGAGCGCGUCCGACGCCAGCUCAUCUGGGACGACUACGUGCGACGCAAGGAGGAGGCCCGGCUCGCCGAGGAUGGACUCGGGCCCGGGGGAGAACCCCCUGCCUCCUCCUCCUCCACCUCCUCCUCCGCCGCCUCGAAACCCAAGCCGAAACCCGCUCGCCCGAAGUCCAUGGUGCAGGAGAAGGCGGCGGCGACGACGACGGAGAGACAGUCCUCCCCGAUGCGACCCAAAUCCAUGUACCACCACCAGGAGGAGGCGGUGGAGGACGAGGGGGAGGUCGGGGGGAGAGGAGGAGGAGGGGGAGGGCCGCCGCGGCGGAACGGCCGCCCGUCGCCCGCCUUCGAGCGAAACUCGGACCAGAUGUCGGACGUGUCGUCCGGUGGCGACCGCAGCGGUGGCGACCCCUACUCGGGUCCGAAACUGUUUGUGAAACCGUCGGGGAAGUCUAACCGUACGAUCGUGACGAACGCGAUCAGCCACCGCUGUCUCGCGGGAACCGUCAACGCCGACACGAAGCGCCGCGUCCUCGACACACUCGCUCGCUCCGACCGCACGCACUUCCUCGUGCUGUUCCGCGACGCCGGCUGCCAGUUCCGCUCGCUGUACGCACAUGACGGGGAGCGAGACCGCGUGACGAAGCUCUACGGGAGCGGUCCGCGUGUCAUCACUCACGCCAUGAUGAGCCGCUUCUAUAAGUACGAGUCCGGAGCGAAGCAGUUCGUGGAGAUCCACUCGAAGCAUCUGUCGGCAACGAUCGACGCACUCACCAUCGACGACCGCUUCUGGCAGCAGAACAAGAAGGCGUCCGGCGGAGUGGCGUCGGCGGCGUCAUCAGCGCCCUCUAGCGCGUCGUCGCAUAUACGACGCCACUGACCGUCGAUGGGUGUCGCAGUGGCGCCCUCUGGUGACCCGCCGAAGAUGCGACGGCUGCGGAAAUGCGAGGCAACACAAACUGUGAUUUAUUAGUAUGAACAAGCCUGGGAGAGAGUGAGGGGGAGAUAUAGAGAGAGUGGGAGAAGGGAGAAGGAGAGAGUGAGAGGGAGAUAUAGAGAGAG
Priapulus caudatus is the source of this 5212-nucleotide messenger RNA. Its product is annotated as calmodulin-regulated spectrin-associated protein 2-like. Lineage: Eukaryota; Metazoa; Priapulida; Priapulimorpha; Priapulimorphida; Priapulidae. Gene Ontology annotation, cellular component: microtubule minus-end. Bases 552 to 5030 code for a protein of 1492 amino acids. The record is from RefSeq and is a predicted model, not a curated record. Gene Ontology annotation, molecular function: microtubule minus-end binding; calmodulin binding. The transcript is spliced from 7 exons. Gene Ontology annotation, biological process: cytoplasmic microtubule organization; negative regulation of microtubule depolymerization.